Aaosphaeria arxii CBS 175.79 is the source of this 1031-nucleotide messenger RNA. Its product is annotated as NAD(P)-binding protein. The coding region runs from base 1 to 981 and encodes 326 amino acids. The transcript has 4 exons. The record is from RefSeq and is a predicted model, not a curated record. Lineage: Eukaryota; Fungi; Ascomycota; Dothideomycetes; Pleosporales.
AUGGGUGCGACAUUCUCUGCAUUUCGAGACCAGUCCUUCCGCAUCCCGGCACCACGCUUCACAGAGAAGGACCUCCCAGAUCAAACUGGAAAGGUACACAUAGUGACAGGCGGCUACACCGGCAUCGGCCUCUCCCUAACCACCAUCCUCUACGCCAAAAACGCAACCAUCUACAUCGCCGGGCGCGACGCUCAAAAAGCCAAAAACGCAAUCCACACCUUGCAAACCUCGCAUCCAAACUCAACAGGAUGCCUCAAGUUCCUAUCCCUCGACCUCGCGGACCUCAGCACCAUCAAAGGCUCCGCAGAGGAGUUCCUGCGUAGGGAAUCGAGGCUCGACGUCCUCGUCAACAACGCGGGAGUCAUGGCACCCCCCAUUGGGUCCAAGUCCGCCCAGGGUCACGAUUUGCAGACCGCGACGAACGUUUAUGGGCCGUGGCUGUUUACGUACUUUCUCCUUCCAUUGCUUGAGAAGACGGCGAAGGAGGCGGAGAACAAGGGCGCGGUGAGAGUCAUCUGGGCGGCGAGUCUCGCGGUGGAACUCGCUGCUCCACCGGGUGGGUUGGAGUUCGACGAUCAGACGGGACUGGUUAAGGGUGAUUUGACGAACGAGGCUCUAUAUGGGCAGAGCAAGGUUGGGAAUGUUUUGCUGGGGAAGGAGACAGCAAAGAGAUUUGGAGGGUCGGGUGUUGUGUCUGCCUCUUUCAACCCGGGAAAUCUCGAAUCGGAGCUCAAUCGACAUGCUACAUGGACGAUGAAGUUGAUCGGAUGGGUGCUGACCUAUCCGGUACUCAUGGGUGCUUAUACGGAGCUAUUCGCAGGUUGGUCGCCGGAAAUUACACCAGAGAACAAUGGAUGCUAUGUCAUUCCCUGGGGCAGACUCGGCGGAAUCGUGAAUCCAGGUGUCAACAAGGGUAUUGAGUCUGGACACGGAGAGAAGCUGUGGAAUGUUUGUGAGAGGGUCUGUGGGGAGUAUAUGUGACGUUCUGACGAUGAAGUAUCGAGCUAUGCUAUGAAAGAAUAUGGGCAUAA